CGAGCUGUUAGGAUUGUGCGGGAGUCAGUGUGGGCAACCGCCACAAAAAUAAAAGUUCAGCACAUCUGAAAUUAUAACUUUUAAUGUAUUUCAUCAGACACCAGGCACAUCGGUGACCUGCAGGAACGUCCAAGACGGUCCUCAGCCCAGGGCCCCGGGCGCGCGUCCGCCGGCCUGCGGAGGGAGUCGCCCACGGCACCGCGCCCGGAGCUGCGGGAGCGCGAGCUGAGCCCGCGGCGAGGGCCCCGCUCGUCCCCUUCCUUCUCCCUGCCGCCUCUUCCUGGGGAGCUUCCUGACCAUCUCUGACGGUUAAAGGGGUGCCUCUCCCGCUUCCUGUCCCGCCCGCGUGACUUCAGGGGCCGCACGCCGGGGUACCGCACGCCGGGAGGCAGCGGCUGCCAGGAGACCCCGGGCCGCCCGCGCCCCGCGGGCCCGAACCGCGGAGCGCGCAUGCGCACGGCCCCGCUCCCAGCCCCCACCGCGCGCGCGCGCCCGACGCCCCCAACGCGGCCCGCCGGGCCAUGGCACCCGCCAAGGCCGGCGCGGCUCUGGCCCUCCCGUUCGCUCGCUCGGGCGCGUUACCCCCGUGAGGCCCGCGGGCGCUCGGCCCGGGCUCGGCGGCCGCCCGCCUUCGCCGCUCGGCCGGGCGCGCGCCGCGCCCCCGCGGCCGUUCCCCGCGCGUGCGCGCUCCGGCGGGUGCAUGCGCGCGAGUGUGUGCGCGGCCGAGGGCUGGGCCGCCGCCGCCGCCGACGAUGCCGCGGGGCCGCCCCCCGAAACCCAGGGAGAGCCAGGCGCGCGGCGACACCGAUGGAAUUUUAACAUUGAAUGCGGAGAACACUAAUUAUGCCUAUCAAGUUCCAAGCUUCCAUAAGUGUGAAAUCUGUCUGCUGUCUUUUCCAAAAGAGUCCCAGUUUCAACGCCACAUGAAGGACCACGAGCGAAAUGACAAGCCACAUCGAUGUGACCAGUGCCCCCAAACAUUUAAUGUUGAAUUCAACCUGACCCUUCAUAAGUGCACCCACAAUGGGGAGGACCCCACCUGUCCUGUGUGUAACAAGAAAUUCUCCAGAGUGGCGAGCCUCAAAGCGCACAUCAUGCUGCACGAGAAGGAAGAGAACCUCAUCUGCUCCGAGUGUGGGGACGAGUUCACACUGCAGAGCCAGCUGGCCGUGCACAUGGAGGAGCACCGGCAGGAGCUGGCAGGGCGGCGGGCCCGGGCCUGCAGGGCCUGCGGCGGUGAGUUCGAGACGCCGUCGCAGCUGAAGGAGCACAUGAAGACUCACUGCAAGACUAGGGUGUCAAGUACAAGGUCAUACAAUCGGAACAUUGACAGGAGUGGAUUCACAUACUCAUGCCCACACUGUGGAAAGACGUUUCAAAAGCCAAGUCAGUUAACUCGGCAUAUUAGGAUACAUACAGGUGAACGGCCAUUUAAAUGUAGUGAAUGUGGAAAAGCUUUUAACCAGAAGGGGGCCUUGCAGACGCACAUGGUUAAGCACACGGGUGAAAAGCCCCACGCCUGUGCCUUCUGUCCUGCUGCCUUUUCUCAGAAAGGGAACCUCCAGUCACACGUGCAGAGGGUUCACUCUGAGGUCAAGAACGGCCCUACAUAUAAUUGUACAGAAUGUAGCUGUGUAUUUAAAAGUUUAGGUAGCUUAAACACUCAUAUCAGCAAGAUGCAUAUGGGUGGGCCACAGAGUUCAGCAAGCUCUACAGAGACUGCUCACAUUUUAACGGCCACGCUGUUUCAGACUUUACCUCUUCAACAGACGGAAGCCCAAGUCACGUCAGCUUCGAGUGAGCAGAACUCGCAGGCAGUGACCGACGUCAUCCAGCAGCUCCUGGAGCUCUCGGAGCCGGGGCCCGGGGAGCCCAGCCAGGCCCCCCAGCCGGGCCAGCAGCUGAGCAUCACUGUGGGGGUCAGCCAGGACAUUCUGCAGCAAGCCUUAGAAAACAGUGGGCUGUCUUCAAUUCCAGCUGCAGCUCACCCGCGCGACUCCGGCCGUGCCAAGCCUUCUGUGGCUCAGGCUCAGCACCCAGACGCGCCCAACGUUCCAAGUGAGCAGACCGAGCCAGGCGCAGAGCCAGAAAAAGAACAGGAAGGCCAAGAGAAGCCGGAUAAGAAGGAAAAAAAGAUCAUAAAGAAGAAAUCACCAUUUCUACCUGGCUCAAUCCGCGAGGAGAAUGGCGUCCGAUGGCACGUGUGCCCCUACUGCACCAAGGGGUUCCGGAAGCCCAGUGACCUGGUUCGUCACAUCCGCAUUCACACCCAUGAGAAGCCCUUCAAGUGCCCACAGUGUUUCCGGGCCUUUGCGGUAAAGAGCACUCUGACCGCCCACAUCAAAACGCACACGGGCAUCAAGGCCUUCAAGUGCCAGUACUGCAUGAAGAGUUUUUCCACCUCGGGGAGCCUGAAAGUGCACAUCCGCCUCCACACAGGAGUCAGGCCUUUUGCUUGUCCUCACUGUGACAAAAAAUUUCGAACUUCAGGCCAUAGGAAGACUCACAUUGCUUCCCACUUUAAACACACGGAGUUAAGAAAGAUGAGGCAUCAGCGUAAACCUGCCAAGGUUCGUGUUGGCAAGGCAAAUGUUCCAGUCCCUGAUAUUCCUUUGCAAGAGCCAAUUCUUAUAACUGACGUAGGUCUUAUCCAGCCCAUUCCAAGAAACCAGUUUUUUCAAAGCUAUUUUAAUAAUAAUUUUGUAAAUGAAGCAGAUAGACCAUACAAGUGUUUUUACUGUCAUCGUGCAUAUAAAAAAUCUUGCCACCUUAAACAACACAUCAGAUCACAUACAGGUGAAAAGCCUUUUAAAUGUUCUCAGUGUGGAAGAGGCUUUGUUUCUGCAGGAGUGCUCAAAGCCCACAUCCGAACACACUCUGGACUAAAAUCUUUCAAGUGUCUGAUAUGUAAUGGAGCUUUCACUACUGGUGGUAGCUUACGGCGACAUAUGGGUAUCCAUAAUGACCUUCGUCCCUAUAUGUGUCCCUAUUGCCAGAAAACAUUUAAGACCUCACUAAAUUGCAAAAAGCACAUGAAAACCCAUAGAUACGAGCUUGCCCAGCAGCUCCAGCAGCACCAGCAAGCCGUCUCCGUGGACAGCAGUGCCGUGGACCAGCAGAGCAUGCACGUUUCCACGCAGAUGCAGGUGGAGAUCGAGAGCAACGAGCUGCAGCAGACUGCCGAGGCGGUCGCUGCAAACCCUGCGGCCAUGCUGGGCCUGGAGCCACAGCACGGCGUGGGCACCGGAGAGUCGGGACUUGGCCCGCAGUUGACAGAGCAGCCCUUGGAAGCAGAUGAAGAGAGGUUUGUGGCUCCACAGCAUGCACUGCAAGGGCACAUGGAUCACUUUGAGGAGCAGGCCCCUCCCCCGCAGCCCUUCGAACCGGCCGGCUUACCGCAGGGUUUUACAGUGACUGACACAUACAACCAACAGACUCAGUUUCCACCUGUCCAACAGUUACAAGAUUCUAGUACACUGGAAUCCCAGGCCCUCUCCACGAGCUUCCACCAGCAGAACUUGCUCCAGGUGCCCUGCUCUGAUACGGUUAAUGUAACAACUCGCUUGAUUCAAGAGUCAUCCCCAGAGGAACUAGACCUGCAGACUCAGCGGCCCCAGUUCCUGGAGGACGGGGAGGACCAGAGCCGGCGCUCCUACAGAUGUGACUACUGCCACAAAGGCUUCAAGAAGUCCAGCCACCUGAAGCAGCACGUGCGCUCACACACCGGGGAGAAGCCCUACAAGUGCAAGCUCUGUGGCCGUGGCUUUGUCUCCUCCGGGGUCCUCAAGUCCCACGAGAAGACACACACAGGAGUGAAGGCAUUCAGCUGCAGCGUCUGCCACGCAUCGUUCACGACCAACGGCAGCCUCACCAGGCACAUGGCGACGCACAUGAGCAUGAAGCCCUACAAAUGCCCGUUCUGUGCGCAGGGCUUCCGCACCACCGUCCACUGUAAGAAGCACAUGAAGAGGCAUGAGCCAGGGCCCUCCACUGGGCUGGCCAGCGGAGAGGCGGAAGGAGGAGAUGUGUGUGUGGAGGAAGAGGAAGAAAAUUCCGAAAGAAGCGCGUCUAGAAAGGCCCGUGCCGAGGUCAUCACCUUCACAGAGGAGGAGACCGCGCAGUUAGCCAAAAUCCGGCCACAGGAGAGUGCUAGCGUGUCCGAGCAGGUCCUCGUGCAGUCGGCCGCCGAGAAGGACCGCAUCAGCGAGAUGAAGGACCGGCACGCGGAGCUGGGGGCCGAGCCCAAGUACGCCAACUGCUGCUCCUUCUGCCCCAAGAGCUUCAAGAAGCCCAGCGACUUGGUGAGGCACGUCCGGAUCCACACUGGAGAAAAGCCAUACAAGUGCGAUGAGUGUGGGAAGAGCUUCACUGUCAAAUCCACUCUGGAUUGCCACGUGAAGACGCACACAGGUCAGAAACUCUUCAGCUGCCACGUGUGCAGCAAUGCCUUCUCCACGAAGGGAAGCCUGAAAGUGCACAUGCGUCUGCACACGGGAGCAAAGCCUUUCAAGUGUCCCCACUGCGAGUUACGCUUCCGUACGUCUGGACGGAGGAAGACUCACAUGCAAUUUCAUUACAAACCAGACCCAAAGAAAGCCAGGAAACCGGUGGCCCGAAGCUCACCAGAGGGUCUCCAGCCUGCCAGCCUCCUCAGCUCGUCCUCCGCGGACCCUAACGUGUUCAUCAUGAACAGCUCUGUGCUGACGGGACAGCUGGACCAGGGUCUGCUUCAGCAGGGGCUGGUGAGCCAGGCUCUGCUCCCCGCGCCCGUGGCAGCUGGUGGCGACUGGACCGUGUCCUUGACGGACGGAAGCGUGACCACUCUGGAAGGCAUACAGUUACAGUUAGCUGCCAACUUGCUUGGACCAAAUGUUCAAAUUUCUGGAAUCGAUGCCUCCAGCAUCAAUAACAUCACGUUACAGAUUGAUCCAAGUGUUUUGCAGCAAACAUUACAGCAGAGCAACUUGCUUGCUCAGCAGCUGACAGGGGAGCCUGGCCCGGCCCCACAGAAUGGCUCUGCUCAGGCAGCAGAUGGUACGGUCCCAGCCAGCGUUGUCAUCCAGCCCAUCUCAGGCCUGUCCUUACAGCCCACGGGGACAUCUGCCAACCUGACCAUAGGCCCGCUGUCUGAGCAGGACUCCGCACUGAGCUCCAGCAGCAAUGGGACCCAAGACCUCUCUCAAGCGAUGACCUCCCAAGGCCUGGUGUCUACCUCCAGUGGCCCCCAUGAGAUCACUCUGACCAUUAACAACUCCAGCCUGAGCCAGGUCUUGGCUCAGGCUGCGGGACCCACGGCCGCGUCGUCCUCCGGGCCUCCUCAGGAAAUCACCCUGACUAUCUCUGAACUUAAUACUACAACUGGGAGCCUUCCUUCCACCACCCCGAUGUCUCCAUCUGCCAUAUCUGCUCAGAACCUGGUCAUGUCUUCAUCAGGAGUGGGGGGAGAUGCCAGCGUCACACUGACCCUGGCUGACACUCAGGGCUUGCUCUCCGGGGGACUGGAUACAGUCACACUCAACAUCGCUUCUCAGGGCCAGCAAUUCCCAGCCCUACUCACAGACUCCUCCCUCUCCGGCCAAGGGGGUACAGGUUCACCUCAAGUCAUCUUCUUGAGUCACACCCCACAGCCAUCAUCUGCUUGUGAAGAAAUCACCUACCAGGUAGCUGACGUCCCUACCAGCCUGGUCCCGACUGGCCAACCCGAGAAGGAGGGCCGGCUGCACCAGUGCUUGGAGUGUGGCCGCACCUGCUCGUCGGCCGCUGUGCUCCUGCACCACAGCAGGGAGGUGCACGGCCGGGAGCGCAUCCACGUCUGCCCCAUGUGCCGGAAGGCCUUCAAGCGUGCCACUCACCUCAAGGAGCACAUGCAGACCCAUCAAGCUGGUCCUUCCUUAAGCUCUCAGAAGCCCAGGGUGUUUAAGUGUGACACUUGUGAGAAAGCGUUCGCCAAGCCGAGCCAGCUGGAGCGGCACAGCCGCAUCCAUACAGGAGAGCGGCCGUUCCCCUGCACCCUGUGCGAGAAGGCCUUCAAUCAGAAGAGCGCCCUGCAGGUGCACAUGAAGAAGCACACCGGGGAGCGGCCCUACAAGUGCGACUACUGCGUCAUGGGCUUCACGCAGAAGAGCAACAUGAAGCUCCACAUGAAGCGGGCCCACUGCCACACAGGAGCUUUGCAAGACUCUGCCAGCCACCAGGAGCAGGGAGGAGAGGAGCUGAGCCGGACCCUUCAGCUGGAGGAGGUGGUGCCGGAGUCGGCAAGCGAGUGGCAGGCCCUGGCCAAUGUGUUCUGACGCUGCCUGAUGGCACCUGGGGACCCCGUGUCUGCAGUACAUGUUGUGAAGAACAAAGCACUUGGGAUUUCUGUUUUUGAAGCUUCAAGUGUUAAAAAUGUUACCACAGUAGUUUUUAGCUAUAAAAUUAUCUAAAGAAUCGUCGUCUUUUAGAGACCUACAGGAAAAACUGGGGAAGACGUCAGUGCGGCGUCUCCUCUGUCUGCAAAUCCCUGAGCUCAGGUACUGCAGUGGGCGGGCCUCCUGCCCUGCGGCCAUGUGUCUGGUGUAAGAGAGGUUGACUGGAUCCUUCGGCCACUGUAGUGUGAUUUCUUUGUAUUAGCAAAGACAAAAAUAACAUGGAAAAGUUAAGAUAGAUUUUCCUUCAUGCUUUCUGUUAUAAGAAGCAUAGCUUAUAAAACAAACAUAAGAUAGGUGCGUGAAGUUCAGAAAAAAUACUAGAACACAGAGAAGUCUUUCCAUUUUUUUCUCUGUGCAUUUUGAAAUUAGAACUUGACUCUUUUUAGUCUACCAUAAGUUAAUAUAACUAAUUAUCUUGAGAGAUGGCUGGACCAAUUCUCUCUCCACUGCAGAUCACCUAGUCUUUAGUUAGAAGAAUGCAGCAUCUGGGGCAUAACCAAGGGCAGUUGUAACCCUGACAUACAGAUACGGACCCAGCUGUCUGCACUGGACGAUGCCACCCUCAUUUCAGAAAUCAGUAUUCAGGUACUUGGGUUAGAUUUUUUCAGAAAGCACAAGCCAUACAUUACAAAUAGGAAGAACAGAAUUGCCUCCUAGGAACAAAGUAACUACGGCCCUGCCCACCCAGUAAUUAAGAAUUAUAUAUGUAGUUUAAGGAUGAGAACCCAUACAAGCCCCAUGAUUUUCUCUUCAUGCAUAAGCAGGUGUAUUUUUUAUUUCAGGGAAUUCUUUGAUACCAUCAGUGGUGCCACAGUAAACUUGUCCCAGACCAGACCCCACCCCGUGCUGGGUCGGGGUGUGUGUGUCCCUACAGCAUUCCAAAGAUGGAAAGUUCUUUAUUUCAUGUGAAUUUCUCCUUUGAAAUUAUUUAUAUGUUCUAUAUAUAAAUACAUAUGUACAUAGUCAGAUAUAUGGGCCUCUGUGUGGCUGAACAGUAUAUUUUGUAAAUAUAAGCACUAGUCCUGGCUACAGAGCGAGAGCACCAGUGUCUCCCUCCCUCUGAGCACUUCAGAUCAGUAUUGUAUUCAUUUUCUUAAUAAAUGGAUAUCUUUUUCAUUGUAACAUAAAGCUGGGGUUGUUUUUUGUUCUCUUUUUGUUUUCCUGAAGAAUAAUUGCCUUUAUUUUCUCCCGUUGCCUCCCUGAUUUCAGAAGAGAGUGGUGUUGUUGUAACUGGCAUGUGGACUGUGUAUAUUAAGGGAGGAGCUCAUCUGGGAUUCCUAAAGAAAGAAACAUUUCACUCUUAUUUUUUGAGAGGGCAUCUUUGGAUUCAAAAUUUUUGUUGUUCACUUUGGCAUAUGUAUAUAAAUAAUAUUUGUGAUAUAAAAACUUGUUAUGUAAAAAUAUUUAAGUCAGAGAACUGUUAAAUAAUAUUUCUUUUUUCAAACUGCUUGUGUAUUGUAUAUUUUUUUAAGGAAAAAAGCCUUAUUUGACUUAUUCUUGUGAUACUGGAUUUAUUAUAUAUCCUGAAGUUUUCUUUGAAUGUCAGUGUGUAUACCUGGCUGUAGUUCAGUAUGUUCAGAAUAACUGUAAUUGUGCCAGAGUUUUAAAGGUUCUACUUCUAAUGCACUUUUCUUUUAUAAUUUUGUAUUUAAAAAUUUUAGAAAUAUUGAUGAAUUUUGGUGAGCAAAUAUCCCCAAAGUUGAAAUUACUAGAAUUAAAAAAAAAUUAUUUGUCCUUGCUAGGUUAUUUAUUUUGGUUGUAGCAUUAAAUAUCAUCUCAGGAGAGUCUCUAAAAGGGAUUUAAUUCCUAAUUGUACAGAAAGCAUAGUUUAGGGAAACUCUAUUGGUGACUGCCUGUUUAAGGCCUUACCAAGUGAAUCUAAAGCUAACUUUUAUUUUGGUUUAAAGAAAAGGAAAAAAAAAUCUAUUGAUCCAUUUUGUGAGUUUUCUUAAUUUAUUAGCAAACAUGAGACAUUAAUGUAUUAUUUCGAUUUAUUUCCUAAUUAUAAAAGUUGCUGCUUUGCAAAACAUUUCUUGAGGAUGUAAGGUUUUGUAAAGACAUGAUUUCACUUGAACCUUUGGUGGAGUACAGAUUGUUCUUUGUAUUUCACUCAUUGAUUAAAAAGUCUGAUGAGAUUUCUGGCCUCCUGCAUAAGCAGAGUGCUGAGGAUUAGAUAACUAUUUUUAGAAAUACCUCAUCAUAGCAUAUCUGCUUUGUAAUAAUAAUAAAAAGUGAAGCGAGGAAAUGUGAUUUUUUAAAAUAUUUAAUAUAGAAUCGUUUGGCACAUGAAUUAAUUUCAAGACAAUUUUUAACAGAAAAGAACUUCAAAUCAUAUUUUCUGGACCUCUGUGAAGUCCAGACGAUGAAGCUUAACCCUUGCAGAGUCUGUUUGAAGAGCUUCAUACCUUAAAAAUCAGGAUGGGGCCAAUGACAGGCAUGUCAUCUCUUUUAGCUACAUAUGUCAUUACUGUCAUUCUCAUAAUUGGCCAUGCUGAACAAUACCCUGAACAUUUAACUCCCUCUGAAUGUUCACGACUGUUGUUAGCCCACUUUUGUGGUAGAAUAACUGUGAAGCACUUAAACAGUGGAAAAGAUGGGUUACCUUUCCACAGACACUGCACUUAGAACUGGGCACUCCUGCGAUGGGGCGGCAGCUGGUACGCACAGGAUCCAGCCAUUAGGGAUGCACUAGUGGGCAUAUUUUCAUAGGCUAUAGAUUAAAAUAACAUCUUUUCAAAAUGUAAACUCAAAUGCUCCUACCCCCAAGCCCUCCUUUUCCCCCAAUUAACACUUGGGUGCUUGGACUGGAAGCAAGAAAAUCGUGCACGGAGUAGGGCCAACCUGCCGGCCUCCAGCUCCAGGUAGGCCCAUCCUCUGGCCGGUGGCAAGGCAGACGUGGAGGUGAUCCCAUCAUUCUAUCCAGCUUCCUUUCAUCUGUUUCCAGCAUUUAACCAGGGAAGGUUCCUUUGGUACCAUGUCGUGGGCUCUCUGGCCCUCUGUUGUUUGUUAAGGACAUGUGGACCUGAGCUUUACAGUCCCACCCGGGGUCCCCGACUUCGGCCGUGCUCCUACCCAUUCCAUGCAAGAGAUGCGCAUAGUAGUACAGGUGCAAGAUUCAAAAAGCAGUAGAUUUCUCUUCCAUGGAUUUUCCUCUUUGCGGAAGACUAUUUUCCCUUCAUCAAAAGUUAACUGAAGUUUUGAUCAUUAGUAUUUUAUCCCUUUUCUAAAAUCUAUUGUAUAAAGUGAGGCAGAGAUGAAAUGUAAUUGAUACCUUCUGAAUUGAGAUUUCUUCUUUUUGCCACUUAAUCUCUAUUCAUGUAAUGUGCGUUGGAGUUCUCAGAAUAGAAUUUCUAAAGUGCCUGACUACACACACGUUUGGGGUCUCUCUCUUUACCUUAUUCUGAAGAAAACUAGCUUUUUGCAAUCUAGUUACACCUUAUUUGUUUAAAAUGUGAGGACAGGCAUACUUUUUUAUAGGGUUGAGAAGCCCAGCAUACCCCUGGUGAAGAUGUUUUUUCUGCCUGGUAAGGUUGCUAAACCGAGGGCCUCAUUGUCCCUGUUGCUCUGAAGUGACCCCCUCCCUGCCCAGUGGCACCGCCGCAGAGACCCACACACACACCUUCACAUGGAGGUGCUGGUGGUGUAUUCGGGUGACCAGUAAUAUAUUUAAAGCACUAAACAAUAAAGAUCAAGUGGCAAUGUAAGAGGCAGGAGCAAUGGGCAGUAAUCAUUAAAGAUUGUGCUUUUUAACCUUUUUUAUGUGUAAAGCUUUACAGCAUGAAGAAUUGUGUAUUAAAAUCAAGAUUUGUAAUCUAGUUGACAAAUUCUAAAAUGACAAGUGAUUGAUUCAAGAUUCACCACUAGAGAAAAUUUUAAUUUUUUUUUAUUUACAGAAGAACUCUCUUUAAUCUUUAAAAUUGUUUCAUGGUCUAUUUAUACAUUGGAUGAUAUUUAUUUAAUCCAAUUUUGUAUUCAAAAUGGGAGUUAAUGCCAAAAGCCACUGUACUGGCUUUAAGAAUAAUAAAAAUAGUCUUUGUAUUAUCUUAAAACUCCUGUAUAUUUACUUAUUCCAGUUUGGGGUGAGUUACACCUAUUUAAAGAUGGACAUUUUUCACCAGGUGACGUUUUCAGUGUGGGUUCACACAGCAAGGAACAGAUGCCCCCGGCUUUGCACAGCGUAAGGGCACCUUCAUGCCUGAGGGCAUCUAAAGCUUUCUUGCUUCUCUCUGAGAGUGACUUGAAAAUGAAUCAUAAUGUCCACUUAUCUGUUCAUAAGAUUUAUGGGAAAUUGGACCUCCCCCGAAUACCAGUGGAGUUAGUUUACAUUAUAGCACCUAAUCCUUUUUAAAAGCAUUUUCAAACUUUUAGAAGCUCAUAGAUAGAGUUAGUAUCAACUUGAAAUAAGAAAUUGAGUGUGUUUUUUUCUUAGUCCACUUGUUCCCAUCUCAGAGCUGGGGACUUCAUUCAUUUUGGGGUUGGAAUAGCUAAAAUGAUUUUGAUUUUUCCCCAGACUCUGCUCAGAGGGGAUGGUAAGAAACUAUUUUGCCAUUCUUGCUUGUUUGUAGGAAGAAUGUUGCUCUAAUGGUUUGUAAAAUAUGAUGGGUGGGGAAGGAGGUGGUUGGGUUUUUUGAAUUAGCAGAUGAUGGAAGAUUUGUCCCCUCUUCAGUGGACUGCCUCAACGACUUACAGUGCUUCUCCAGAGUUUUCCAGAACAAGUGACUUGUGGUGUAAGAGUGUUCACAUUUAGACAUACCCAAAGGCGUGAGUUUACAAACUGCCUCGUGCCCUGGCCCAGCUGCCAACAGGGCCCCUGGAGCCCAGGCCCAGACGGUGCUGACGGGCUGGCUUCCUCGGGCCACUCCGCCUCCCUAGGCCUGUGCCCUGUGUCUGAAGUCGGCUGGUGAGUUUUAUCCCUUCCCACUCUGCAGCCUGGUUCUGUGCUCAGUGGCUGUGCUGUGCUGUGCUGGGAGACGGUUCCCCGUAGGCCUCUCGCUUCUGCCAGUCCUGCCAGCCAAGCACUACCUUCGCCCGCUGCCUUUCCCGGCUGUUUGGUAGGAACGGCCCUGGGAAAUCGUCCCCCAGCAGAGAGGCCUGCUGGCCGGCUGAGCAGCGCUGGGGCCCUUGCGGAGCACGAGAGGUCCUGCCGGCCGGGCCUCUGCAGCACGGCUUCCCAAGGGGCCGUGAGCGCCCCCGGGGCCUCGCGCUGCUGGCCCGCCCUUCUCAGUCAGCUUUCAUGGCUUGAAGUCAGGAACGAAACGGCCUUAGAGCUGAGAGGGCCCUGGCCGGUGCUGAUACAGGGGGCAGGGGUAGUUCUUGUACAAAUGCUUGUGGUCUUGACCUAGAAAUGCCUUCCUGGGGCAACUCAGCCCGGCCACCCUGUGAUGGCCUGUCAUGGGGGCAAGCGAGCGGAGGUGGCUGUGGCGGGACCCCAGCCGCCUGCGGGGCGAAGCUCACCUUCCGGGGGCCAGUGAGGGUGCCUCCUGAAAGCAACGUGCUUCUUGAAAGUGCAGAAUUGAUUGCACUUGCUAGGCAGAUGCUGCCAAAGCAAGCCGCUCCAGUGUCUAUGAACUAUCAUCCAUUGCACCCACCUGACCACCAGACUGCGUCCUCACCUCAGCCCUCUGUCCAGAGUCAGCUCCCUGGGUGCCCGGCGCCUCCCACUUGCAGCCCUUCCACCCCCUCCAGGGCCAGGCCUGCCCCGGCGACCAGGGGGACCUUCACAGUCCCAGCGGGAUUGAGCGGCACGCGGGAGCCCAGGCACACCGACAGGAUACCCUGGAAGCAUGACCGUCCGUGG
Molecule: messenger RNA, 12207 nt
Organism: Manis pentadactyla (Chinese pangolin)
Lineage: Eukaryota; Metazoa; Chordata; Mammalia; Pholidota; Manidae
Gene: ZNF236
Product: zinc finger protein 236
Exons: 31
Coding region: 753-6290 (1845 amino acids)
Biological process (GO): regulation of transcription by RNA polymerase II
Cellular component (GO): nucleus
Molecular function (GO): DNA-binding transcription factor activity, RNA polymerase II-specific; RNA polymerase II cis-regulatory region sequence-specific DNA binding
Source: RefSeq, a predicted model, not a curated record